Messenger RNA from Paramuricea clavata, 1265 nucleotides. The record is from the annotation of a GenBank genome assembly. NCBI's taxonomy places the organism in Eukaryota, Metazoa, Cnidaria, Anthozoa, Malacalcyonacea, Plexauridae.
AUGAAAAACUUGCAUUUGCUGUUUGGAAACACUAAUGUUAAGUCUGGAAAAUCCUCAAAAAAAGUUGCAGAAUUAAUUUUUCUGAUAAAGGUGAGCCUUUGUUCAUGAGUUGAUUGUUUUUGUCACCAAGCUGAAGCAUGCAAGACUUUUACAUUUAAGGAAAGUGUGAUGUCAUGCUUGCAUAACAUCCUUUUCAUUUACAAACACAAAAUGACAAUGGAUGGCAUAAAAUGGUAAUAUAAUUAUAGACAAUACUUUCGAGAAUAUUCUUCAACUGGCUCAACUUAAAAAAAAAAACACUUAAAAUAUAAGUUUGAGUGUCAGGCCUGGAUAAAGUAUUUUCCUUCCUGGAAGCAUAAACCCAAAAUACAAAUUUCCUGCCAUGCUACUUCAGAAUUUCCUGUGAGACUUUUUUAUUUAUAGUUAAGACUACAGAAGAGAAAAACAAGCACUUAAUCGCGAACAUCGAAUCAACAAAAAUUUCCUUAACAAUAUAAAAAGGUUUCCUGCAAGUAAUUUUUGUGAAAAAUUUCCUGGCAGCGGAGCUGCCGGACAUUUUCCAGCCCUGUUGAGUGUCGUCAAGUGAUAAGGCUGGUCUGUUAUUACAUGCCUUUCUUCCACGAACAAUGAUGGCAGAGUUUGGUUCAAUAAGAAAUGAACAACUCAUAUGAUUUUACUUUCUUUAGGAUCAUGAAAAUCCAGAGGUUGUGUGCAGUUCAAGUCGACGACCGAACAUGAAAGGUGUGCCAUUGCUCUGUAUAGACAAGACGUAUGCAUAUCUGAUGUGCUCAGGUAAUCUCGUUUGUAAAGUUGAACUGCAGAAAGUCAUGGAAGCAGCCCUUGCCUUGAUUGGGCUUUUUUAUCUACUGGAUGUAGACUAUCCUAAGGCACAUGAACUGGGAUUGACCAUGCUGCAGAACCUGGUGUUUCAAGAUCUAAGCACGCCAGAUGACUUGUUCAACACGUUUCAGUCUCCAAAAAAAGCUUACCUAGACUUUCAACAGAAUUCAUCAGGAUUUUAAGUUUGAGCAAGUACCCAGUGUGAACACAUAAAGACAAUGUCUAGUUUCAAAUAUAGAAUUCAUUGCCAACUACGGGUAUGACUAUUAUACUUGGACAGUUGGACUAGUAACAAUGGUCCAAAUUGCAUGACUUUGUUUGUUUUUGUUGAAUUUGCGAAAGUUCUGUCAUUUUACUAUAUUUUAUCGUUUAAUUAUAUAUCCUGUUCUAAUUCAUAUGGGAAUGCAUCUAUUCUUGCAUAGUAG